UACCAGACGGCCAGUCUUCCCGCAGAUCGCAACCUGCGUGGGCAAGAACCGAUCGUGAUCGAUCGCACGGUUUAAGCAUUCUUUAGGCUACUCGUCUUCUAUACGAGUCCGCGAGUUAUAAUAACGUUUGAUCCUCUAGUCAUUUUGGGGGAGAUCUGUAAUGAGAUAACGAUAGUGAAAAUUAUACGUUAUCGUGAUUUAACUGAUACGCGAUUAGAGAGAGAGAGAGAGAGAGAGAGAGAGAGAGAGAGAGGGAGAGAGAGAGAGAGAGAUAGAAAAAAAAUAAAGAAUAAAAAAGAAUAAUAAUAAAAAAAACACAAAAAAAAAGAAAAAAGAAUUUUCUUAAUCCAUCAUAUUGUAAAAUUUCUCUACAAAUAGGUCUAUCUUUCUUUUCGUACCGAUGCGAAUGCAAAGCACGAGGGGAUGGUGGAGCGUCCUCGGCAGUUUUGCCCUGAUUUUUCUCGCCAAUAUACGAUUAGCUUUCAGCGAAAAGGAUUCGGAGGGAAAAGUUCAUACGGAGGAAGCACGGCAACAUCUUUGCUGUGCGAGGCACGAAAAAAUGAUUGACGUCGGUUAUGGAAUAUCUGGAGAAGUCAUACAAAUCGAUAUUGGACAUUGUCGAAAGCUCUGUCCCCGAUACGUUUCCGACGAUCCUGGCGACGCUAGCAAACCGGCUGUUCAGAGAUGUUCGCAAGAGGGUCAUUGCCGGCCAAGAGCUGCUAGACUGGAAAGAGUAUCCACGUUGCAGGGAGUCCGUAUUAUUGAGGCUGUUGAUGCUUGCGAGUGUUCUUCAGAUUCCUCUUGUAAAAGAGAAUCAUAUACACAUCUUAUACAUUCUGGUACACCGUAUCAAGUCGUUAUUGAUGUUGGGGUUUGCAUAGGACACUGUGGCAAAGAUCUUGGUUGCAAACCUGUAAGAAAUAACACGGUCAGCGUUAAAGGACCAAAUGGAGACGAAGUUUAUCCGGUUAUCGAAAGAUGCAGCUGUGUUGGUAAUUGUCAUCGAAUGGAUCACAUGGAAACAGUGUUGGAUUUCAGUGAAGUUGAAAUUAAAGAGGGUACCAAUACUACCGAUGUCAAGCCCGUUGUUAGACAAAUUAAUGUUGGCCAAUGUGUCGGAGCUUGUCCUGGAAACGAAACAGAAACUUGUCUUUUACGGGACAAACGUGAGCCCUCGAGAUGUCUGGCUGGUCUUUAUUCCAAACAACAUACUUGCACACCGGCGAGAUUUAAAGUUCACGAGUACAGACACCUUAAAGAAAGUGCACUCGAUUGCUUCCCGAUUUCUAUUUUCCUUCUAAUCAAACGCAAGAUCAUAUCAAUGCAGACGCGAAGUGCAUUGUCGUUAUUGCUUGUGAUGUCGGCGAUGUCAUUGUCGACGUAUCUUCUUCCUGAAGCGGGCGCAUAUCCCUCAGAUCUUCUCAAGGAUGAUAAAGGUCAGGAAAGAAGGGGCCCGUCUUCGUCGCAUAGUGAACUCACUCAAGGAAAAGAGCUCGGUAACGAGAAACACCAAGACGAGUUGGAAAAGUUGCAAAAGAUCUUUGGUAUACGUGGCCAGGGCGAAAUAUCAGCCCACCGUAAGAUACCACCUCAGUUCAUGAUGGAACUGUAUAAUAUUAUCGCCGAUGAUAAAGGCGUCACACGAGGACGAAAUCCUUAUAAUGCUAAGAUCGUACGGAGUUUCAUCGAAAAGAAUACCUCCUUGCCUCAUUUCUAUUUUUUUAAUGUAUCCGGCCUUGAAGAAAACGAAUCGGUUUUGGAAGCCGAGUUACAUCUUUACAGAAAGAAAACGCCAACUAAAUCGAUGCAUCCUUUGACGCUUACGUCGCCGUAUUAUUCGAUAAGAGUCUAUCAAGUGUUAGAGAAAAGAAGUCUUGCUGUACCGAAUCUUCACAAGUUACUCAAUAUUCAUUAUGCUGGAAUACAUACUUCAGGUUGGCAGGUGUUUAACGUUAAAGAAGCUGUACUUUCCUGGUUCAGUGGUGAUCCAAAUCUUGGUCUCUUGGUGACGGUCACGACUUUGUUCGAUGAUGAAGUAAACAUCGAGUUUUCUCGACGAAAUGAAUAUCAUCAUAACAAGCAACCGAUCUUGGUUCUUUUUAACGACGAUGGUAAAGAACAACGACCUAGAAUGAAAAUCGUUCCGGAUUACUAUCCUUAUGGGAAUGACAAUAUCGACGAAGAUAAAUUACUUUAUGACGGUGUAAACGAUAAGAUUAACUUGAAGGAAGAGUAUGACGAACAUCUUCACAAACAGGAAAGACAGAGAGACGAGGUUGAAGGCACGUCAGGAAUAAAAAGACGCGAAAAAGAAUUUUUUUCAAGAGAGAAAAGAAAACAGGACGAGUCAGAUUCAACUUGGCGGGAAGAUUCCGUAGAACGUGAUCGACGUGAUACAAAAUUAACCAGAGAACGUCCUAAGAAGAUUAUCUCGCAUAAAACGAAGACGACGCAUGUUUUAACGUCGAUGGAUAUUUACAAGAGAGCCAUGCUUCGGGAGAAAUUAAAUAAGGUCUCCCAAAGAGGAGCUAGCAGGAAUCAACGUAGAGCGAGAAGAUCAACAAAACAAAAUGUUUUGUUGGGUUACAAAAACACGACUAUCUGCUCGAGACACGAGCUUUACGUCGAUUUCGAAAAAAUUGGACUAUCUUCAAACAUAAUUGCGCCUAAAGGAUACUCUGCAUAUCAUUGCAAAGGUCUUUGCGAGCCACCGCUGAGCCAAAAUCAACAACCAACAAAUCAUGCCACCGUACAAAGUAUUAUUCAUAAGAUGGGUUUGGUGGAAGGCGUUGAAAUGCCUUGCUGUGUACCAACGAAGCUAUCUAGCACCAGUAUGCUUUUCUACAACGAUAACGAAAACGUUGCUUUGAAAAUAUACGAGGACAUGAUAGCUGAACAUUGUGGUUGUCAUUAAUCGAAUAAUCGAAUUGUUUCGAUCGAAAAUUGUUGCUCGAUAUUUUCCUGAAGAGUCCAUGUCAAAAGGACACACAGAUUAGUGAUCGUACGAACGAUUCGUGAGUGUUCUUCAGGAUUUCAAGAAUUAUGACUAAGAAAAUAGAUUAAAUGUUGUAUAUUUUGGGUUCUCGUUGGUUCUUUUAAGUACUUACGUCCUCCUGAAAGAAAAAUAAAAGAAAAUUAUUAUUUUUA
Messenger RNA from Vespa mandarinia (Asian giant hornet), 3147 nucleotides. RefSeq lists its product as uncharacterized. The record is from RefSeq and is a predicted model, not a curated record. Lineage: Eukaryota; Metazoa; Arthropoda; Insecta; Hymenoptera; Vespidae.